AGGGAAUUCGUUUUACGAAUUGUCUCUUAGAAGAAUAAAAACAAAUUUUAUAAAUGAGAGUUGAGAUUUUUCGUUGAAGAUGAUUUCGAGGUUGAUUUGUGGUCUCGCGCUCUUCGCCGGGGCCCUCCUGUAUCAGUCAACAAUGGCGCAAAUUGAUGGGUAUCGACCAGGAGUGGACUACCCAAUUUACAAUUCCGUUCCGUUCGGACUCGGUUUCAACUGCAGAAAUAAAUUGCCCGGCUAUUAUGCAGAUCCCGAAGCGAGAUGUCAGGUCUGGCACUGGUGCCUUCCCAACGGCCGAAUGUACAGCUUUCUGUGCCCCAAUGGCACGGUCUUCAGUCAGACCACUCGCGUCUGCGAUUGGUGGUUCAAGGUGGACUGCAUCGAUUCGCCGAGGCUCUACGGUAUCAAUGACGAUUUGUACAGAGAUGCCAAUGGAAACAGAAUAUAAAUUAUGAUGUAUUGUAACUUCUAUUUAUG
Diachasma alloeum is the source of this 480-nucleotide messenger RNA. RefSeq lists its product as uncharacterized. Gene Ontology annotation, molecular function: chitin binding. NCBI's taxonomy places the organism in Eukaryota, Metazoa, Arthropoda, Insecta, Hymenoptera, Braconidae. The coding region runs from base 80 to 451 and encodes 123 amino acids. The transcript has 4 exons. Gene Ontology annotation, cellular component: extracellular region. The record is from RefSeq and is a predicted model, not a curated record.